Polistes dominula (European paper wasp) is the source of this 2853-nucleotide messenger RNA. RefSeq names its product GATOR complex protein mio (gene mio). The record is from RefSeq and is a predicted model, not a curated record. Gene Ontology annotation, cellular component: cytoplasm. Gene Ontology annotation, molecular function: protein binding. Gene Ontology annotation, biological process: cellular response to amino acid starvation; positive regulation of TORC1 signaling. NCBI's taxonomy places the organism in Eukaryota, Metazoa, Arthropoda, Insecta, Hymenoptera, Vespidae.
UAUCGUGAAUAUUUCAUAACCAAUCAGAAUGGAUGGUUGAGUAGAAAUAUGUCUGCUUAUACUAGAGAUGUUUUUAAUUGGAAAGCAUCCACGAUUUAUUCGGCAUCGAAAUAUGCGCAAGUGCAAUACCAAUACAAUACAAUACAAGUUAGAAUGAUAGAAUAUUGUGUUUAAGAUCAAAUUGUAAUCUUUAAUAUUGAAUGUAUUGGCAAUAAAAAUGAGUACUGUUAAACUUGAUGUUUUGUGGUCUCCUGUUCAUUCUAAUAAAUUUAUUACAUGGGGAACAGAAAUAUGUCUUUAUGAAGUUGCUGAUAUUAAAGAUGGUAUAAGACAAUUAUGUGUUAAACUUUCGGAUUCUACUGUUGCUCAUUUAUUAGCAACUAAUACGAAUCAUCAUUAUGUUAAAUGUAUUGACAUAUAUCCACAAGCAGAAUUAGAUAUUUUAUUAGCGGUUGGACAGGACGAUGGAAAAGUAGUCUUAACUACAUUUGGUCCAACUAUAUUUGAUUCUUAUGGUUAUGCUGGUAAAGAACUUGUUCCUAAACACUCGAGACAGUGUAAUGCUGUUGCAUGGAAUCCAGUAGAUUCAAAUUUAAUAGUCACCGGUUUAGAUAAGCAUCGUACUGAUCAUUCAAUUCUUCUCUGGGACAUAACCAAAAAUUCUGAAAGAAUUUAUCAUAACAAUACUCAAGCUGAUCCAAAUAGGCCGGUUGCUGAAUUAGCUGUAUCUGAAGUAAUACAUUCGUUGGAUUGGUUUAAGAGUCAACCAAAAUGUUUAGUUGUCGGUGCUAAUAACAAACAAUUAAAGAUGAUUGAUUUUCGAGAUUCUGCUAAAAUAGUAAAUGCUGCUUCUACAAAAGCAGUCUAUGACUUAUCAGUAAAUCCACAUAAUAACAAUUAUUUACUUUCACACGUUGAUAAUCAAAUUACUAUAUGGGAUACACGAUGGUUUGAGAAACCCAUUCUUACUUUAUCACAAGGCAAACCUGUUACAAAAGUCUUAUGGUGUCCAACAAGGCAUAACUUAUUGGGAGCAUUACAGAAAGAUUCAGCGGCAUUACACUUGUACGAUAUACAACAUUGUGGAAUGGGUGGAGGAGAAGAUUCAGAACUUGGUGCAUUGGAAAGAACAGUUGCACCGCCAUGGCAUAGUCCAGUUAGUUUUGCAUGGCAUCCAACACAUGCUUAUCGUUUAUUAGCAAUAUCUCAACAAGGACUUACGGAUUAUACAGUCUGUGAAAGAAUUACAGUUAAUUGGUCUACUAGAUCUUACAUGGUAUGGAAUCACGCGUCCAAAUCAUUUAAGUAUAUUUGUAGUAGCGAUAAUAUUUACAAAUCUAUUGAUGAUAUUUCUAUUCUGACUAAAACAAGAGCCUUAGCAGAUUAUGGAUUAUUACCUGAAUUAGCACAAAACGGUGAAUUGGCUGAAAAUGAUACGUUGAAAAAUUUAUGGCAAUGGUUGUACUUAAGUCGUUCUCUCGUAGAAGAUGGAACUGUAAUAAGUCCAGAUAAUAAACAUCCUGGUGUAAGAACACUUUUGAAAUUGGACGGACAACAAAAUUCUAAUAAUGGUUUAUUAAAAUCAGAACUUACUCAUCGACCCUGGGCAGAUAUAGGUUCCACACAUACUGCUAAGAUUUAUAGAUCCGCUGAUAGAGAUAAAGGUCUACUAUUAUGUGGUUGGAGAUUUGAAAAAGAUACAAAUGCUCCAUACGAAAAUCUAUUCUUAGAUAGAUUAGUAAGAGAAGGAGCCUAUCCUAGAGCUGCUGCGAUAGCCGUAUUCAAUCUUUGUUUGAGACAAGCUAUAGAAAUAUUAAAUCGUGGAGCUAGAAAAAUGUUAAUAGCUACUAAUUUAAAUAUCGUCGCUAUGGCAAUAUCUGGCUUUUCUGAAGACAGGAAUAGCAUGUGGAGAGAGUCGUGUUUAAAGUCCAGAUGUCAACUUUCUGAUCCAUAUUUGAGAGCAACGUUUGCUUUCUUAACAGCGGACAAUGAUUCAUACGAGAAUGUACUUAAUGAAAAUGGUAUGGCAGUAGAAGACAGAGUUGCGUUUGCUCUUAUGUUUUUGCCGGAUAAUAAAUUAAUUGAGUAUAUUAAAAAAUUAACUCAAAACUUGACCGAAGAAGGGAAUUUAGCAGGCUUUCUCUUGACAGGAGCAAGUUUAGAAGGUAUUAAAUUAUUAAAUAGGUAUUUAGAAAUAUCUGGAGAUGUACAAAGUUGCAGUCUUAUAGCUAUUAGAGCAUUGUCACCUAAAUUACUUCAAGAGAAUCAAGUUGAAGUAUGGAUAGCCAGCUAUAGGGAUUUAUUAAAUGCUUGGAAAAUGUGGAUUCAACGUGCUCAUUUUGAUAUCGCCAUGAGAACUGCAACAAAUGAAAAACCACCUCCUCAAAUAUACGUUUCUUGUAAUUUCUGCGGUAAAAGUAUAUCCGCUUUUAUGCAAGGACUCAGCAGAGCUAGAGGACCGUUUGGUAGAUUAGGAAGUACUUCUAAUAAAUUAAAGAUGUCUUCGUGUCCUAGUUGUCGAAAACCGUUACCACGAUGCGCAAUUUGUUUAAUGCAUAUGGGUACUGUUAGUGGAAUUCAAUUGACUUCUGCUGGUAUAAGUAGAAAUGAGGAUGACAAUAAACUAACAGAAUUUAAUAAUUGGUUUACAUGGUGUCAAACGUGCAGACACGGUGGUCAUGCCGAUCAUAUAACACAUUGGUUUAGACAACAUUCUGAGUGUCCAGUAACGUCUUGUACGUGUCGAUGUUUCUCUUUGGAUGCAUCCUGUAAAAUAGGAACGAGUGUUAUGUAAAUAAAUGUGUAGAUAUUUAUUGUACAGUAAUAUAUACUACUAAAUAUUUCUACUUAUAA